This is a messenger RNA of Alosa sapidissima (American shad), 1536 nucleotides long. RefSeq names its product adenylate kinase 2 (gene ak2). Gene Ontology annotation, cellular component: cytoplasm; mitochondrion. The coding region runs from base 85 to 813 and encodes 242 amino acids. NCBI's taxonomy places the organism in Eukaryota, Metazoa, Chordata, Actinopteri, Clupeiformes, Clupeidae. The record is from RefSeq and is a predicted model, not a curated record. Gene Ontology annotation, molecular function: ATP binding; AMP kinase activity. The transcript has 6 exons. Gene Ontology annotation, biological process: ADP biosynthetic process.
UUCUUCCUUUCUCGACUGAGUUGGCAGGCACGGGGCGCACGCAAGGACGGUAAAGUUACAGUCCACCGUAUUUGAAUUGGGAUCAUGGCCCCCAGCACGCAGCUAAACGAAGCUGUGUCCGACGUCCGGAAGGGUAUCCGAGCCAUUCUGCUCGGGCCGCCGGGCGCUGGCAAAGGCACACAGGCUCCUCGCUUGGCGGAGAAGUACUGCGUGUGUCACUUGGCCACAGGGGAUAUGCUCCGUGCCAUGGUGGCGUCCGGUUCUGAGCUCGGACAGCGCCUGAAGCAGACCAUGGACUCUGGGAAGCUGGUCAGUGACGAGAUGGUGGUGGAGCUCAUUGAGAAGAAUCUGGAUACGCCCCCCUGUAAGAACGGCUUUCUGUUGGACGGCUUCCCCCGCACUGUCAAGCAGGCCGAGAUGCUGGAUAACUUGUUGGAGAAACGCACAGAGAAACUGGAUUCAGUCAUUGAGUUCUCUGUGGACGACUCGCUGCUGGUUCGCCGCGUCUGUGGCAGGCUGAUCCAUCAGCCCAGUGGCCGCUCCUACCAUGAGGAGUUCAACCCACCCAAAGAGCCCAUGAAGGAUGAUGUGACAGGCGAGCCCCUGUCCCGCCGUAGUGACGACAACGCGACGACGCUGCGUUCCCGACUGGAGGCGUACCACCGGCAGACGGCGCCGCUGGUCCAGUACUACGCCGCCCGUGGCCUCCACCGAGCCAUCGACGCCGCGCAGUCCCCUGACCUCGUCUUCGCCUCCAUUCUCGCCGCCUUCUCAGCCACCUCUCCCUGUAAAGACCGUGUGAUCUUCAUCUAACGCCGUCCGUCCGUCUGUCUGUUGCAUGUCUGUCCACCUUGUUCUCUCCAUCUGAUGUGCAUGCCCAGCUGUUUGUCAGGUUUAUUAGUCUCACUACUGACCGUGUAUCUCCGUCCUAGUCUGCACCCAUCUUCUUCUUUCGGUGGUUCGUCUCUGUGUUUGUGUUCGGUAUUUUUCUGUCCUCGAUAAAAUCCACCUAAAACUUCACCUAACUCUUGCUCUUACUCACUGACAGUUUGACUGUAUGUGUCUAAUGCUUAAUGCGGUCGGUUUGACCAAAACUAGACUUAAAUAUAAUGUGCAUCAGUUGCAGGCUUAUUUAAUUUUAUAUUUUUAUCAUCUUUAAUUCUGUAGAAAUUAUAGAUUUGCAUUUACUCGGGUCAGUUAUACAGAUGUGUAUUUCCAUGAAAUGCACUCGUUUCAGUGUUCAGAUAUAGGGUUAGAUAUAAAAGUCAGCCACCUUCAGGCUGUCAGGGCAUACCUAAGCCAUACCAUAUUUUUUUUUUUUAAAAAGUUGUGUUAAUAUUAUGAAUGUAAAAGUGUGUGGUCUAGAUAUGAGCACACUGACCCACAGUGAUCAGCAGUGUUAGAUGUGCCUAUUUGGGCACAGAUGUUAGUGCUCAGUUUAUGUAAGUUCUGUUCAGGCCGGUGUAUUCUAAAUGCUAAAUACAGGGGUUGCCUCUGAAUGAAUGUCUGUCAUGUCUCGUCUGUUGCUGUCUGAAG